This is a messenger RNA of Entelurus aequoreus (snake pipefish), 2818 nucleotides long. RefSeq names its product ATP-sensitive inward rectifier potassium channel 12-like. Bases 620 to 2044 code for a protein of 474 amino acids. The record is from RefSeq and is a predicted model, not a curated record. Gene Ontology annotation, molecular function: inward rectifier potassium channel activity. Gene Ontology annotation, biological process: regulation of monoatomic ion transmembrane transport; potassium ion import across plasma membrane. The transcript has a single exon. Gene Ontology annotation, cellular component: plasma membrane. NCBI's taxonomy places the organism in Eukaryota, Metazoa, Chordata, Actinopteri, Syngnathiformes, Syngnathidae.
CCCAUGUGCUCCUCUAUUUAUUUGGGAGGUCCCCGGUUACAUCACUGAGGCUGCUUCUGAAGGAAGGGGGGUCAUUUCAGCAGCCCCAGUUAGACACAAUACAUGAUUAUUCAGAAAUGCAAAUGUGCUGACACUCGUGAUAUCGCCCUGUCUCUGCUUUGUCUGCGUCACGGUACUCGGUGUUCUGCACACAAACACUGAUACGAGACGACUCGCAAUCUUGGAUUGCAAGUUGUCCCUUUGCACAGAUAGAAAAGUACAACUUCAGCACAAUUGAUAAUAACUAUAGCAACGGCCUUUAAGCAUAAGAGUUGUGAGAUAACUUACACAUAAUUAUUCUAACAGUCAUGACAGAAAAUAAUUGAGAAGCACUGCCAAUACUAAAAAGGGGCUUGACCUUUCAGUCUUACUCUGUCUUUUCCCUCACAGGUACAGCAUUGUAUCAAACAACUUACCAGCGGAGGGGAACCUGAAGAUCUCCAGCUUGGAUCUCCAUAACGGCCAUUCUUCCUCCUCCGUCCCCUUACACUGUGACACAGAAGAAGAGGAAGCGGACAAGAGGAGAAGGAGGCGGUCAGGAGCCUCCACUGCAGUGCCAGGCUCAAGGGGACGAGGCGGCAUGAACAACCACAACGGGAGGGUUCUGACCAGGGGCUCCAGCCAGGUACGGAGCCGCUUCGUGAAGAAAAACGGACAAUGCAAUGUUGUCUUCACCAACAUGGAGGAGAAGAGGCAGCGCUAUCUAGCAGACAUUUUCACCACCUGCGUGGACACCCACUGGCGAUACCUGCUCUUUAUAUUCUGCGUCAGCUUCAUCAUCUCCUGGCUUUUCUUUGGCAUCAUCUUUUACAGCGUCUCCCUCUCGCACGGGGACUUUGAGGAGCACCGCACGGCGAAGAACGAAGGGCUAGCAACAGAGGGGUUGACUGCGCCCUUCUCUGGACAAACCACUGGAGGACCGGCCAAAAGGAUCCCUUGCAUCCUCCACGUCCAGGGCUUCGUCGGUGCCCUCUUGUUUUCCAUGGAGACGCAGACCACCAUCGGCUAUGGCUGGCGCUGCGUCACCGAGGAGUGUCCCGCGGCGGUCAUAACCGUGAUUAUUCAAUCCAUCGUAGGCUGCAUCAUCGACUCUUUCAUGAUUGGCACCAUCAUGGCCAAGAUGGCACGGCCAAAGAAGAGGAACCAGACGCUCAUUUUCUCCAAAAACGCCGUCGUUGCCCUUCGCGAUGGCAAGCUGUGCCUGAUGUGGAGGGUGGGGAACCUGCGUAGGAGCCACAUUGUGGAGGCUCACGUGCGGGCGCAGCUCAUCCGGUCCUACGUGACGGUGGAAGGGGAAUUCAUCCCCUUGGAGCAGAUGGACCUCAACGUGGGCUACGACGAGGGUACAGACAGGUUGUUUCUGGUGUCCCCGCUGGUUAUCGUCCAUGAGAUAGACAAAGACAGCCCCUUGUAUGCGAUAAGCCAAGCCGAUCUGGAGACGGACGCAUUCGAGAUUGUCGUGAUACUAGAAGGAAUGGUGGAGGCCACGGCCAUGACCACCCAAUUCCGUAGCUCCUAUCUUUCCAGGGAAAUCUUCUGGGGCCACAGGUUCGAACCGGUCAUCUACGAGGACCGCAACUGCUACAAGGUGGAUUACGGCCGCUUCCACAAGACCUACGAGGUGCCGUUAACGCCCCACCUCAGCGCCAAAGAGCUCGACGAGGCUGCGGGUCGGGCUUCCUCUGUGGUUUCUCCCGCCUCUGCCUGCAUGUCCUCAAAGGACUUGGUCCCUCGCUCCGUCAGCACCUUCUGCUACGAGAACGAGGUCGCGCUGAGCUGCGGGGAGGACGAGGAAGACAUCUUUGGGAAGGACAGAGCAGAGGAGAGAAGGACUUCGGUGUCUAUAGACUUCCAAAGUAUGUUCAAAGACACCUCCACCAUUACCUCUGGGAGUCAUAAUGUCCUGUGUGUUCUGGACAUGGACAAUAACCAGAUGGAGUUCGACAUCCUACACACUUCAAUUCCUCUUGAUCCAGUGACCUAUAAGAACGAGCCCGAGAUGUAAGGAAGUGCAAUGAACUUUUUCAGUACUGUGCGCAGGUUCGGAUUCCAUAUAGUGACAUCCUCUUUUUAUGGAGGGACAAAUGGGACAACAUUAAAUAAAACGAUUCAUUCUUUAGUGAGACAUUUAGGAAACUAUUUCAUCAAUUAUAAUUGGAAUUAAAUGCAUAAAUGUGUUAUUUAUCAUUUAUUUAUAUCACGGGUGUCAAACUCAUUUCGGCUCAGGGGCCACAUGGAGGAAAAACUAAUCCCAAGUGGGCCGGACUGGUGAAAUCAUGGGACGAUAACUUCAAAAUAAAGACAAUUUCAGAUUGUUUUCUUUGUUUUACUUUGACCAACAACAAAAAAACAUUUUGAAAAUGUACAAAUCACAAAUAAUCCUCUUGAUAAUUCUGAGGAAAAUAAAUGUAUGCAGUUUCAAAAACACAACGAAGAGGACAAUGAACUCAACAAACAAUACAAACGUAGGAGUUGCACUCGGCUCUCACUCUUCUCCUUUUUGACAGAAACAUUUUGGGGCAAUCAGGCUGACAAAUCAGAAGAAGAAUCAGAAGAGUUUUUAUUGCCAUUGUUUAAGAACGGGUUCACAAACUAGGAAUUGUUGUUGGUGCAACAAAAAAACACAUCUAACACAGAAUAGGUAAUAACAUGAGCUGUAACUGAGCUAUCAGAUCUUGUUAUUGUUCAUGUGUGAUAGCCGAGGGGAAAAACUGUUCAGGUGGCGGGAGGUGUGGGUCUGGACUCUGGAUGGAGCGUAGUCUCCUGCCUGAGGGGAGAG